Messenger RNA from Panthera uncia (snow leopard), 6435 nucleotides. RefSeq lists its product as uncharacterized. The record is from RefSeq and is a predicted model, not a curated record. Lineage: Eukaryota; Metazoa; Chordata; Mammalia; Carnivora; Felidae. The transcript is spliced from 3 exons. Bases 1 to 906 code for a protein of 301 amino acids.
AUGGGAGUUAUUUCUCCUUUUCUGGACUCCCUCCCAUUGCGGGGCGAGGGGGAGCAAAUGGCCUGCCUGCACCAAGGCCCCAGCGCCCCGCCUCCGGCUCGUCGCCGACCUCCUCCCACCUCCUCGCCGCAGCUCGGCCAGUUCCAGACUUCCCUUGGCGAUGAGGUCAUCUUCUCGUUUCCCAUUGGCUACGCCUGGCCGUCAGUCACAGGAAGUCCCGCCGCCGUCCUCACCUCCUUCAUACCCCUCCCUUCCCGCCCUCCCUUUAGUCCCCUGGUCCCAGCCUCCACGAGGCCUCUGAUUGGCCAGCACAGCUGUCACUUUUCUAGCAGGCAGUGUGGGAGGCGGGAGACGGGUGUGGUGGGAGGGCCCGCAGCUUCCGUGGCUGAGAAGAGCCGGCGGCGGCCGUGUCUGUGGUGUCCGAGGCGGCUGCGAGAGCGACCGUUCCAUCCUCCUCACCCCUUCGGCUCCGCUCGCCACAGCCCUCCGCUCGCGCAGACUUCUCCCCAGCUCCGUGCGCCCUGGCUAGACGCUGAGCCUCGGGAGGGGAAGAGCGCGGUGGGAGCCGGAGGGGGACCGCCGCCGAGCCCGGGCUGGGAGGAGCGCGAGGCGGUUGCCAUCACGAAAGCCAAAGUGGAUUUCUCCAGUGUAGUGUGCCUGCCCCCUUCCGUCAUUGCUGUGAAUGGGCUGGACGGAGGAGGGGCUGGCGAAAAUGAUGAUGAACCGGUGCUGGUAUCCCUGUCUGCCGCCCCCAGCCCCCAGAGCGAAGCUGUUGCCAAUGAACUGCAGGAGCUCUCCUUGCAGCCCGAGCUGACCCUAGGCCUUCACCCUCGCAGGAAUCCCAAUUUGCCUCCACUUAGUGAGCGGAAGAAUGGUGAGUAUAUAUGGAAUUAUUACAUUGCCUAAUUUGAACCAGGGUCUUCACGUUUAUGUUAAAGAUCAUUACUUCAUGUCUCUUGAAAGUUUCUUAUAAUCUUACUAUUUUCUGUAAAAUAGAGAAAUGGUAAGUUUAGGUAAUCAUUAUAAACCCAACAUUUCCUGCCUGGGUUAUUAAAACUGCUUUCUAAUUUGUCUUUCUACUUCUCUGCUUCUCCCUCCCAACCUCUUCCAUAAAUUCAUUAAUUUAGCAAAUGUUCAUUGAAUAUCACUAUGUCAUAAACUAUGCUAAGAUUAGGGAUUAAAUGAUAAAGAAGCCUCUGUCAUUAGGAAACGUAUUCCUAUACCUUGUCAGAGUAAUCUUUUAGACCUCCCUAGCUUAGUACUUUUCAGUGACUGCCCUAUAGGAUAAAAACAAAAGUAUGUUUUACAAGGCUUGCAGGAUCUGGUCUCUUUCUGUUUUGUUAGCUUCUUCUCUUAUCAUUCCCUUAUUCCUAGUCUUUGCUCCAACUAUUAAGUAUUUUUAACACUAUUUACGAACUUUGCACUCCUGCUUCAAGCUUUUGUUAAUUAAAAAAAAAUAUAGGGGUGUCCGAGUGGCUCUGUCAGUUGAGCAUCUGACUCUUGAUUUUGGCUCAGGUCAUGAUCUCACGGUUCAUGGGUUUGAGCUCCAUGUCGGGCUCUACACUGACCAUGAGGCGCCUGCUUGGGAUUCUUUCUUCCUCUCUCUCUCUCUGCCCCUUCCCCUAUUGUGUGCACACAUGUGUGUUCUCUUCCUCUCUCUCUCUCAAAUAAGAUUAUAAUUAUAAAAUUAUAAUUUGUAUAAUUUCUUUGUUGUAAUUAUAAAAAUUCAAGAUUUCAGAAAAGGUAUAAAUAGUAAUAUAGCAAAUACUUAUGUACUCACAUGCCAUCUGGCUCAUGCACUCUUCUCCAUGGAUCUCCAUCCAUCCCCAAGGUAAUUACUGCCCUGAAUUUGAUAUUUUAUUGCCAAGUAUUUCUGUAUUUUUUUAACAGCAUGAUUCAUAGUAGAUCAUGACCUGAGCUGAAUAUGAAUAUAUUCCUGAACAAUGUAGAACAGUUUUUCUCAUUUUUAUAUAACAUGUAUAUUAAUUGGAGAGAGAGAACUCUAUUGUAUAUACUCUUCUGCAACUUGUGUUUAUUCAAUAUUUAUUUUCCUGUGAGUUAUUAAAGGUAUUCUAUAAGUUCAUCUCAUCUGAUCUGUGAAUCAGCAUUUAUAAAGUAGGCCUGCUUUUCCCUACUGAUCUUUAGUGCCAGCCUUAUUUCUCAGUGUGCAGAAGUUAAUUUUUAUGCCCUCUGUUCUGUUUCACUGGUCUCUAUUCAUCUCUUUGUCAUAGUACAUCAUCUUAGUUAUUGUUGCUUAAUAAUUAGUCUUGGUAGAGGGCACCUGGGUGGUUCAGUCAGUUAGGCGUCCAACUUCAGCUCAGGUCACGAUCUCGCGGUUUGUGAGUUCAAGUCCCACAUCAGGUUCUGUGCUAACAGCAGCCUGGAGCCUGCUUCAGAUUCCAUGUCUCCCUCUCUCUCUGCCCUCCCCUGCUCAUGGUCUGUCUCUCUUUCUCAAAAAUAAUAAAUAAACAUUAAAAAAUGAAAAAAAAAAGUCUUGUUAUCUGUUAGGACAGUCUCUCCUUGCCUUUUUUGUCUUCAGAGUUGUCUUGACUGUUCUUGCCCAUUUUAAUUUUUCAUAGUUUUAGAAUCAGCUUAUGAAGUUAUGAAAAAAAAAACAAAAACAAAAACAAAAAAAAAAACACCUCAAUGGGAGGCAGCUGGGCGGCUCAGUCUGUUAAGUGUUCCAACUCUUAGCUCACCUCAGGUCUUGAUCUCAGUCGUGAAUUUGGGCCCCACAUGGGGCUUUGUGCUGGGCGUGAAGCCUACUUUAAAGAAAAAAGAAACUCAGUGGGAUUUUUUUUUCUCGAACAUUUUAUUAUGAAAAAUUUCAGACACAUGAUAAAGUGGAGUUUUACAGUGAAUACUUUUAUGUCUACCUCUUAAAUUCUCCCAUUAACAUUUUGUUAUACUUGCUUUAUAAUAUGUCUGUCCAUCCCUCUAUUCAUCAAUCCAUCUUAUUUUUUUGAUGCAUUUCAAAGUAAAUUGCAGACACCAGCAUUCUUUCAUUUUAUUGAAACAUAACAAUAAUAUAGAGUAACAUACAAAUUGUAAGUGUCCUGGUUGAGUUAUCACAGAAUGAAUAUACCUGUGUGUAAUUACUGCUUUGUGAAGAAAUAUUCCAACACCCCCUAACCACCCCAUGUGCUUCUUCCCAACUAGUACUCCCUCUUUUUGCCCAAAGGAAACUACCAUCUUGACUUCUAACAUCAUAAGUUAGUUUUGUUGGUUUCUAAACUUUAUGUAAAUGGAGUCAUGCUGUAUGUAUUCUGUUGUGGGCUUGUUUUGAAAUUCAUUUGUGUUGAAUUAUGUAUGGGUGUAGUCUGUUUUCAUUGCUAUAUAAUUAGUCCAUUUUAUGAAUAUACUGGCAUUUGUCUAUUUUACUUUUGGUAGGUAUUUGUGUUGUUUUAGUUUGGGGCUAUUGUGAAUCAUGCUGAUAUGAAAUUCUUGCGCCUGUCUUUUUGGUGUACUUGUUGGAUUUUGAUUCGAAAUGUGUCAUUUAUAGGUUAAUGGGGAGAAUAUACAUGUUACAUAUUGGGUAUUCCUGUCCAUUAGUUAGUUUUAUCUCUUCAGUUAAAUAGGUGUUCUUUGAUGUCUUUCUACAGAGUUAUAAUUUUCUCCAUAAGGGUCAUGUGGAAAAUUUAUUAAGUGUAUUCCCAGGUGUUUUCUUGGUGGGUGGUGGGCGGGGGGGGGGGGGGGGGUAGAUGUUAUCAGUGGUAUAUUUUUAUAAAAUAUUUUCUGACUGUUGGAUGCUGGAGAAUAGAAAUAUCCAACCUUUAAAAAAAUUGUUUUUAAUUUUUUUUAAAGCAUUUACUUAUUUUUGAGAGACACGGAAAGAGCACAAGCAGGGGAGGAGCAGAGAGAGAGAGGGAGAACAGAAUCCAAAGCAGGCUCCAGGCUCCGAGCUGUCAGCACAGAGCCUGACGAGGGGCUCGAACUCACGGACUGCGGGAUCAUGACCUGAGCCAAAGUCGGCCACUCAACCACCUGAGCCACCCAGGUGCCCCGAAAUAUCCAACCUUUUAAAAACUCCCCUGGCUCUUCUACGUAUAUGCCCUCUUUUUGGGUACCACUCUUCUUGUCAACUCUUACUUGUUCUUCAGUAUUCUGUUCAGGCAUCACUCCUUUUGAGACGCCUGUCCUAACUCUUAGUCAGUGUUAGGUAUCCUUUUCUUGAUUUGCCCAAUUGCCCUUUAUCGUUACACUUCAUCGCUGUAUUGUAAUUGGAAUUCUCCAGUCAGCAACAUGAGUGAGCAUCUGGAACCUGAAAUCAGACCCCAUUACGCUUCUGUCACAACCCUUCAGUGUCUUCCUGUGAGGCUUACGAUGAAAUCAUUGUUUUUAUGAUGUGGGCCAGGUAUCCUUUCUGACCUGAUUAUUUCUUACCUCUGUCCCCUUGCUCACUCUGUGCUGCUUUAGUCACACUGACUUUCUUGCUGUUUCUUGAACACAUCAAGUAUGUGCCUGUCCUGGGGCCUUGGUACUUGCUGUGCCUUUACUGAAGUUCCUGCGCAAAUAAAUGUCAUCUCCUCAGGGAAGCCUUCCCUACCUAUCUUAUCUAAAAUAUCACCUCCCAGUACUCCCUAUCCUGCUUUGUUUUUCUUUCAAGCACUUAUUAUUAUGAUGUGUGUGUGUUGGUAUAUGUGUGUAUAUAUGUUUAUUGUCUAUAUUCUUACCCCCUCGUUGCCCACUUAGAUGGUAUGUUUUAUGAGGCCAGUGGGCAAAAUAUUUGAAUCAAUAGAUAGAUGGUUUGUUUGUUCCACUAGAGGGAAGAACUCUGUUUUUACAUCCAUAGUGGGAAAUGUAAUGGAAACUCAAGCAGGGUUGGGUUUUUUUUUUUUUAUAUUUGUUUAUUUUUGAGAGAGAGAGAGACAGAGAGGGAGACACAGAAUCCAAAGUGGGCUCCAGGCUCUGAGCUGUCAGCACAGAGCCCUAUGCGGGGCUCGAACUCACGAACCAUGAGAUUAUCACCUGAGCUGAAGUAGGAUGCCCAACCGCUGAGCCACCCAGGUGCCCCAUGCAAUUUUUAUUUUGGGAAAUAAGGGACACUCAAGCAUUUUUUUGAUGUUUUUUUUUUUUUCCCAUUUCUAAUUUCUCUUUUUCUCCCCCAUGAUGGGAGAGAUUUCAGCUUAUUUAUAUGCUAAGGGGAAAGAAUCCGGAGGGAAAAGCUGGAGAUGGAAAAAGAGAAAGGAGAACAGAUGGAGCAGGGUUCCUGUUGAGAUGUGAGAGGAUGGGAUUUAAAGGUGUUGGCUCUGCCCUGCGCAGUAGUAAGGACCAUGACUCCUCUGGGAUAGGAGGAAUGGCGAUGAAGGCGAUGACAGACAGCCAACAGCUAACCUCUAAUAUCUUGGGCAGGAAGUGGAGGAAAUUGGCGCUGACAGCUGGGAUGGUCUCAGGGGGUCCAAAGCAGCUGUUGCUAUUGGGGCAGAGAUGCUGGUGCAUCUUCAGCCUUUCUCUCUCAACUUUUUGGCAUAUAAAUCAACUGAAUUUUGUUUCCAUUUUGAACAACAACUUUCUAGCCUUCCCAAGCUCCUAAAAGAGCAGUUUAUUAGCAGUCUCUCUACUUUCCCACAUUCCAGAGACUUCACUGUAUUCUGGCUUCUGUCCUUAUCUCUCUCUUCAGUAACUGCCAUUGCCAAAGUCAUUAGUGUUCUCGUGGAUCAAACAGGCACUCUUCAUCUUAUUUGUCCUCAUUGCAGCAUUUGACGUGAUUGGCCACUCCCUCCCACCUGUAACUUUUCCUCCAUGGACAUCACUGAAAUUACUCUUGGCUUUUUAAAGUCUGCUUUUACAGCCACUUUCUUUUCUGCUCAGACCUUUUGCCAACUUUCUGUACCCACCUCUUAAAUUUUGUUACUCCCCAGUGUUUCGCUGUAGAGCUUCUCCUUACUCUAUAUUUUACCUUGAGUGAUUUCUCCCAGAACUUUCUGCCUUUAACCACCAUCAUAUGUUGUUGAUUGAUUCCUGUAUUAUAUCUCCAGACUCAUAUGCUUGGCUCUCGGACACCUCUGUAGGAUGUGUCACAGACUCAGUAUGUUUGGUGUGAAAGUCCUCAUCCUACCUGCAAUUCCUGCUGAAUUCUGUGUUGUAGGAAUUGGCACCACCCUCUACCCAGACGUUCAGAUAAGGGAUUGUUUUGUUUUCUUCAAACUAAAUGAAAACUUCAAGUUUUUUUUUUUUAAUUAAAAAAAAUUUUUUUAAUGUUUAUUUAUUUAUUUUGAGGGAGAUAGGGAGAGAGAGUGUGAGUGAGGAAGGAGCAGAGAGGGAGAAAGAAUCCCAAGCAGGCUCAGCACUGUCAGCACAGAGCCCAACACGGGGCUGGAACUUACAGACUGCAAGAUCACAACCUACGCUGGAUCACAACCUACACUGAAAUCAGGAGCCAGACGCUCAACAAACUGAGCCACCCAGAGGCCUCAAGAGUUUUGUUUUAUUUUA